Sturnus vulgaris (Common starling) is the source of this 1138-nucleotide messenger RNA. RefSeq names its product carnosine N-methyltransferase 2. Gene Ontology annotation, molecular function: N-methyltransferase activity. The record is from RefSeq and is a predicted model, not a curated record. NCBI's taxonomy places the organism in Eukaryota, Metazoa, Chordata, Aves, Passeriformes, Sturnidae.
ACCCCAGCCCUCUGCCGGGUCACGGAGCCGUGGUGUGAGCUGGAAGGGACCCACGAGGAUCAUCAGUGUCCCCCUGUCCCUGCACAGCAUCGCCCCCGCGAUGGAGCCGGCUCCGGACGUGAAGAGGAAUAGUUUCCCCAGCAUGAACUUUGAAGCAGAGAUUCUGACAACUCCACACGAUAAUUCAGAGCUCUACAUGAUCCCUUCCAUGAGAAGCCUCACGGCUGAGGAGUAUGUGGAGGCCUUUAAGUCAUUCUUGGAUCACUCAACAGAGCACCAGUGCAUGGAUGAGUUCAACAGGGAACAAAUGCCCAACAUCAUGGCUGGUCUUGGCAUUGGAAAAUCGACCAUCAACGUUCUGGGAGUUGGGAGUGGCACAGGUGAGCAGGAUUUGAAAAUGAUCAGGAUACUGCAGGCUGUGCACCCAGGGGUCUUUAUUGACAAUGAGAUUGUGGAGCCCAACCCACAGCACGUGGCAGCUUACAAAGAGCUGGUGAAUCAAGCUCCAGACCUGCAGAAUGUUUCUUUUAUUUGGCACCAACUCACUUCCUUAGAGUAUGAACAGCAGGUGAAGGAGAAAGGCACACAUAAGAAAUUUGACUUCAUCCAUAUGAUCCAGAUGCUGUACCGUGUGGAGGAUAUUCCCAAUACUAUCAAAUUUUUCCACAGCUGCCUCGACCAUCACGGUAAACUCCUGAUCAUAAUUUUAUCAGACAGCAGCGGGUGGGCCAGCCUGUGGAAGAAGCACAGGGACUGCCUGCCCUCCACGGACAGCGGGCACUACAUCACCUGCGGCGGCAUCACCGAGGUGCUGCGGCGGCUCGGGGCUCAGCACCGCGUCUACGAGCUGCCCUCGGGCUGGGACAUCACCGAGUGCUUCACCGAGGGGGACGCGCUGGGAGGACUGAUGAUGGAUUUCCUGACCGGGACGAAAAACUUCCUGGGCACGGCGCCGGCGGCGCUGCGGCGGCGGCUGCGGGAUGCUCUGUGCCAGCCCGAGUGCAGCAGCACCAGGGACGGCAGGGUCAUCUUCUGCAACAACCUCAGCAUGAUCGUCGUGGAGUCCUAGAGCCCCGAACCCCCCUGGACUUGUUUUUUAACACUGUGCAUCCUGCCUGUGCUUUCACUGGGACUCCCA